Clarias gariepinus (North African catfish) is the source of this 4090-nucleotide messenger RNA. It is a transcript of the gene gpr137c, whose product is annotated as G protein-coupled receptor 137c. Lineage: Eukaryota; Metazoa; Chordata; Actinopteri; Siluriformes; Clariidae. The transcript has 7 exons. The record is from RefSeq and is a predicted model, not a curated record. Bases 235 to 1548 code for a protein of 437 amino acids. Gene Ontology annotation, cellular component: lysosomal membrane. Gene Ontology annotation, biological process: positive regulation of TORC1 signaling.
UUGCAACGAGCUCAUUUUUGUUUCCUCUCUAGAUUUAAUUCUUUGUUUGUUUCUUUCUUUCCUUUGGCUUGUCCGCUUUUAAUCUCUCAUCCGAUAUUAAACAGAUAGUUUUCGCUGUUUGUUAGAGUUUUACGUGCAACUUUGUCAUGACGUUUGUCCGAUCUAUGAGAAGUUUGCGGAUGUUUUAAUGAUCGUUAAAGCGCGUUAACGUGUUUAAUUGGUUAAUUGGUCGCCAUGCUGUCGGUGGAGAAGCAGCUGUUUCGGCUCGGCGCUCUGACGGCCGGAGGUGAGGGUGGUGGUGGUGAUGAUGAUGAGGAUGAGGAGGAGGAUGAAGGCGCCUCCGCCGUGGUCUCGGACCUGGCGCUCACGGCCGUGCACGCGCUCCUGUACUCGCUGCUGUUCCUGUUCAUCUACUCGCAGCUCUGGCUCAUCCUGCACCACGGACACAAGCGCCUGAGCUACCGGAGUGUCUUCCUGUUCCUGUGUCUGCUCUGGUCGGCCCUCAGGACCACUCUCUUCUCCUUCUACUUCAACAACAUGGCCCAGGCGAGCCAGCUGCACCCGCUGCCCUUCUGGCUGUUCUACAGCUUCCCCGUGUGCCUGCAGUUCUGCACCCUCUGCCUCCUCAACCUCUACUUCGCCCAGAUCAUGUGUAAAGCCAAAGCUAAAUAUUCCCCGGAACUCAGCAAAUACAAGACGCCCCUGAAGUUGGCCUUCUUGUUCAUCAGCGUUUUCUUCCUGGUGGUGAAUGUUACAUGCUCUCUGAUGGUGCUGACCCAGAAGAAUAUGGAGGACGGCGAUGCAAAGCACAUAGUUCUGGCUCGGGUGCUUAUCAACGACAGCCUAUUUGUGCUGUGCGCUAUCUCACUCGCCAUCUGCCUCUGUAAACUCGCCAAGAUGUCCUCAGCUAACGUUUAUCUGGAGUCUAAGGGGACAUCAGUGUGUCAGGCUACAGCCACCGGAGCAGCAGUCGUCCUGUUGUACACAUCGAGAGCGUGUUAUAAUCUCGCCGUAGUGGCCGUAUCUCCAAAAGACAGGGCCACUCCAUUCAGCUACGGCUGGUACUCCUUCUCCGACCAGGCUGAUGUUGAGAAGAUCAGCGGGAAGGCCUACAUGGUGUUCGGGAUCGUCCUGUUUUUCUGGGAGUUCGUCCCCACCACUCUCCUCGUUGUGUUUUUCAGAGUUCAGAGGCGCAAUCAGAACCUGGCACCAGGCGGCAUGAUUCACAGUCACAGUUUCAACUCCAGGGCGUAUUUCUUUGACAAUCCAAGGCGCUAUGAUAGCGACGAUGACCUGUCCAGAAGCGCCAGCUCCAGGAGUGAACGGGGAAGUAGUACAGUGUCUUCAACAUCUCAGCUAGGUGCGAGUUGGUACGGUUCCAUCCAGAAGACGAGCAGCUCUACGUUCACCGGACCCCAGACCUCCACUGCUCCACUUCUCCUCUCCUAUGGGAGCGUCCAGAUCAGCCAGCACCACAACUACUACUCCACCCCGCAGGACUACUACUCCACCCCUCAGACUCACAACACACCCACGCCACAGAACUGACCAACCAGUAUGACUGGUGCAGGAGAUAUGUAUAGUAUGUUAAACCUUCCUGUAUUUUCAAAUAUUUAGCACUUCAAAAAAAGAAAGGGGGACCAGACAGCGAGAUGAAGUGGUAGGAAGGUCAGCUGGUGCUACGUCUGCUCAAUGUUGCUACUUUGCCAAGAAUCCAACUAUCAUGUGGACCAAUCAUGAUCCCUGAUCUGCACAAUUCCCCAGGCUACUUGGUGAUUACCUGCAGCUUUUCUGGUCAUAUGAAUGACAUGACGAGACACCUUAAAACUGAUGCACUCAGAGAUCCCUGUAGGAAAGUGUUCUCCUGGAAGGAACCGUGGCCAAGUAGCCAAAAUGGGAAAGAUGCUUCCUUAGUGCCAAAAUGGACGCAAGGAUAAAGCUUGAAUGGAUGUUCUUGGAAAGGUCUAUUUUUAUAGUUGUGAAUGAGUACAUAAGUGUAUACUGUAUGUGUUACAGAAUUAACGGUACUAACAUCUCACUACUAAGCAUGUUCUUCAACAUGGGUGCCAUUUUAUAUAUCUAUAUAAUUUUAAGGGAUGCACCAAUAUGAUACCAAGUAUCUCUGGUGUAACACAGCCUGGCUUUGCAUUGUAUCGUUUUUGGGUUUUAUUUUACGUAACAUUACUUAAUCUUUGCACAGGGCUACGUAACACCUUAAUGUCACGUUGUCAAUUUAACGUAGUAUCAUCUCAAAUUUUGAAGUCACAUACUAGGAAUAAUGUAUCACAACAAAGGAGGCUAAUCUGGACAUAUAAAGCCGGUCAGGACGCAAAGUUAUUUUAACAAGAUACUGUACACUUACUGGCCACUUUAAUAGGAAUAUGCAUCUGUGCAUUCCCAUGACAGUGACACAACUCGGCUGUCAGUUUCAAAAUGUACACGAUGUGAACUUCUCAACAUGUUUUCAUUCUGAGAUGCUUUUCUGCCUAACAUAGUCCUAAAGAGUGGCUAUUUAAGUUACUCUAGCCUACUUGUUAGCUCGACAAGGCAUUUCUGCUCUCAGACCUGCCGCUAACUGGCUGUAUGCAUUUUUAAAAACUAUAUAAUUAAUACACGAUCUGGAUAAACUGUAUUUUAACCCAAAGCAGAAAAAACGUUACUAAGUGGAUCACUGUCUGGUGUCAGCUGAUUAUAUGGGUUUCUGAUAUUAGUGUUGUACAGUAUAAAAAAUGGAUAUGUGUUUAUCCUUAAUUUUUUUUGUUGCGUGUGUAAGCAAUAUAAUGCCUAUCAGGUCAUAAUUCCUCGCUCCAUUUUUCAGUAAGGGUCACUGAACCGAGACCAAACUAUUGGCACACACUUAUAAGGACUGACCCACUUUGGUCCUUUCACUAACUGACCCAAAGCUUUCACCUCACAGUAAAGAGGAAACGUUCCCUUUGAUCAGAUACAGUUUGUGUCCAAAGUGUUCUUAAAUUUUUGCAACAGAAGAUUUACAAAAAAAAAAUUUCUUUCUUCUUUUUUUUUUUGGUACAGCGACACCAUUUAGCUUGGAAGCCCCUGGUUAUAAGGAUGCUUUAAAAUUGGCAUAAUUAAUCAUUUCCACAGUCCUAAAUCAGGUUUACUCGCUCUUUAAAGUAAACUACAGUGGAACUUUGCAGAGAGGAAACUCCAUUUUCAAAAUGGCCACCCACAGUGUAAUGUCGUUACCCAGAAGCUGAAUAUUUUUCCUCUAAACAGUGCAUCACUGGUAUGGUGGCAAAAGGGGUGACCUACUCAAUAUUAAGCGAGUUGUCAUAAUGUUGUGGCAAAUCUCUGACCAUUUGGUUUACAUCACAUCCAGCUCACGCAGCCAUGUGAAUUAGCUUAUUAGCUGUUACGACAGAGCCAUAUUAUAUUUUAGAGCUGCUAUUAUACAAAACUAAUCAACACCUUCUCACCAAGCAGAUUCAAGGAUAGUUUUUUUUUUUUUUUUUAAGCUGCUUUAGCCUUAUUAUGACAGCACAAAACUGAAUAAGCAAAGGUUGCACACCAUGUUUUUAUGACUGACUACAACUUGGAUAAUGGGGAAAACCGUGAAUGUCUGAUAACUUAGGGUUAUCAGAAAAAACACAAAAUACCAACAAUCAGUGACUAAAGGCAAUCAUGACUGUAUUUAUCAUUCCCUUUUCCUCCCCAUGUUGGUAUCCUGCACUGUUUUUUUGUUUUUGUUUACACGUUUUACUGUAUGUGUUUGGUUUUUAUCUUUGUUUCUGCAGGGUUUGUGAAUGUUUGUUUUGUAAGAAAAAACAAUUUGCGUCUUUGUUUUAAACCCAGGUGAAAGGGCACAGCUACGUUCACCAACAGAUGUUGCACAGGAACGCUUUUCUGUUUCGUAUGGUCUGCAAGUUUGCGUAUCUGCUCCGUUUGUGGCUCAGUAAUAUCCAUCAUAUCUGCUUUUUUUUCUGUUGAAAAUACCAGGAAAGCCUUUAUGGUUUCUUUUAAAUGUUUGUUUUCGUUUUCAAUGAAUGUAAUACCUUUUAUCCAUUUUCAUAGUUUUAAAAUGUGAGCACUACCAAGAAAAAGAAAUUAAAUAAAACAUUACUGCACUGUU